AUGGAGCUGCUCAGUCCCUCCAAGGUGAAGGACCGCUCUCAGAACGUCACAGAGAAGGUCACGCAGGUACUUUCCUUGGAGUCUGAUGUUCUGCCUGAAUAUAAACUUGAGGUGCCAGAGACAACAUGGUGGAUUUUGCUUCACUACAGCCCCUUCAAGGCGUUUUGGGACUGGAUUAUUCUGCUGCUGGUUCUCUACACAGCCGUUUUUACUCCUUACUCAGCAGCCUUCCUCUUGGACGAACACGGGGAUAUACGUCAAAGAAGCUGUGGCUACACUUGUAAUCCUCUGAAUGUGGCAGACCUCAUGGUGGAUGUGCUUUUCAUUGUGGAUAUAGUCAUCAACCUACGAACAACAUAUGUGGACAAUAAUGACGAAGUGGUCACGCAGCCGUGCCGGAUUGCCAAGCACUAUAUCAAGGGCUGGUUUCCCAUUGAUCUGUUUGCUGCAAUCCCGUUUGACCUUCUGAUUUUCAGAUCGGGUUCUGAUGAGAUGGCAACGUUGACAAGCCUCCUGAAAACGGCUCGACUGCUGCGACUGGUCCGUGUGGCAAGAAAGCUGGACCGGUACUCUGAAUAUGGUGCUGCUGUCCUCUUCUUGCUCAUGUGCACGUUCGUGCUCAUCGCCCACUGGCUGGCCUGCAUCUGGUACGCCAUUGGCUUCGUGGAGAGGCCUUACACAGAGACCGGCUGGCUGGACAACCUGGCCGAGCAGCUGGGAAAGACGUACAAUGACAGCGACUCCAGCUCGGGUCCGUCGGUCAAAGACAAGUACGUCACCGCUCUCUACUUCACACUGAGCAGUUUGACAAGUGUGGGCUUUGGCAACGUCUCUCCAAACACCAACUCAGAGAAGAUUUUCUCCAUCUGCGUCAUGGUCAUUGGAUCUCUCAUGUAUGCCAGCAUUUUUGGGAAUGUAUCCGCUAUCAUCCAGCGUCUAUACUCUGGUACGACUCGCUAUCACACCCAGAUGCUGCGAGUGAAAGAGUUCAUCCGCUUUCACCAAAUUCCCGGUAGUCUGCGGCAAAGGUUGGAGGAGUAUUUUCAGCACGCCUGGUCCUACACAAAUGGCAUCGACAUGAAUGCCGUGUUAAAAGGCUUUCCAGAGUCCCUACAGGGAGACAUCUGUUUGCACUUGAACCGAUCUCUGCUGCAGAACUGCAAGGCUUUUCGUGGAGGUAGCCAGGCGUGUCUCCGUGCCUUGGCGAUACGGUUCAAGACGGUCCACGCUCCUCCAGGAGACACUCUGAUCCACUAUGGAGACAUCCUGGACUCUCUGUUCUUCAUUUCACGCGGAUCCAUACAGGUCAUCAGAGAUGAUGUGGUCGUAGCCAUAUUAGAAAACAAUGACAUCUUCGGCGAGCUCAUCCAUCUGUAUGAUGAACCGGGGAAGUCCAACUCGGACGUACACACCAUCACCUACUGCGACCUUCAUCGCAUCCCAAGAGAUGACCUGCUGGAGGUGCUGGAUCUCUACCCGAGCUUUGCAGACAACUUCUGGAGGAACCUGGAGAUAACCUUUGACCUCAGAGAUGUAUGUGUUCUUCAGGCUGAUCAAGUGGCAACAAUCACCACAACGGAUGAUUCUGGUGAUGACUGUGGGUAUCGCCACAAACUGCGACACAGAACCCUGGACUGUCGGAUUCGGCCAGAUGGAAUCGAUCAUGAGGACUCGUACCCUCUCCAGUCCUGUCACCACUCACACCCCCAGGCCUGCUGGGAUGACCGUUGCAGCUGUGGAUCUCUGUGUUCCCAGUCAAGCGAGGACCUCGCCAAGCCUCUGAGCCGCGGUGCGAAAGCAGAGCUUUAUUCUCCAGAAGAAGCCAGACGGGACUACCCUCCAUCUGUAGUUCAACUGCUGCCAAGUAGCACUUCAGUGGACCGUGGCCACCAAGCUUCGUCCCUGAAUGUGCCGGGAAUGUACCAGUACUGGCCAGAGCGACAGUCUCAGAGGUUUUCCAGUCGUGCCUAUCAGUCCUCUUCUACUCGUACCUCGUGCCACCCACCGCCGUUCACAGAAGACAGGCCCAGUGAGCUCGAGAGUCGACUGGAGGUUUUGCAUUCACAGCUCAACAGACUGGAAACUCGAAUGACGGCUGACAUAAACGUCAUCCUGCAGCUCCUCCAGAGGCAGAUGGCUCCUGUUCCUCCAGCCUACAGCACAGUAUCAUCCGGCACCCUCCCCACCGAUUCGUAUGGGUCAGGAACUCCGGUGCUUCACAGCAUGUAUCCCAUUUCCCCCGUACAAAUGGACAAUUGUGCAACCACACAGAACUCUGCCCAGACUGACCUCAAAUGUGCCAAGAAGUCUCAGGAGUCGCUCUCCAGCGGGAUCCACGUGACCGUGACCUCCGACGACACCACGUCACCGACCGUCACCCCAGAAACAGACGGCAGCGCAGGCUUACCUCCACAGACGCCCCUGGGAUCGGCGAACCCCUCCUUCACGGCACACUCCGGGCUGUGUGGGGCCCUCCGCUACCCCUCGCUGCCGGGCAACCUGGACCUCACCUCAGAACUGACCCAGGUCCAGAAACACCUGUCAGACCCGGUGCUGCCCGUUACCUGA
Molecule: messenger RNA, 2568 nt
Organism: Salarias fasciatus (jewelled blenny)
Lineage: Eukaryota; Metazoa; Chordata; Actinopteri; Blenniiformes; Blenniidae
Gene: kcnh6b
Product: potassium voltage-gated channel, subfamily H (eag-related), member 6b
Exons: 11
Coding region: 1-2568 (855 amino acids)
Biological process (GO): membrane repolarization during cardiac muscle cell action potential; regulation of heart rate by cardiac conduction; regulation of ventricular cardiac muscle cell membrane repolarization
Cellular component (GO): plasma membrane
Molecular function (GO): inward rectifier potassium channel activity
Source: RefSeq, a predicted model, not a curated record